This is a messenger RNA of Phacochoerus africanus (Common warthog), 1368 nucleotides long. It is a transcript of the gene BTNL2, whose product is annotated as butyrophilin like 2. The record is from RefSeq and is a predicted model, not a curated record. The transcript is spliced from 6 exons. Gene Ontology annotation, molecular function: signaling receptor binding. Gene Ontology annotation, biological process: regulation of cytokine production; T cell receptor signaling pathway. The coding region runs from base 1 to 1368 and encodes 455 amino acids. Lineage: Eukaryota; Metazoa; Chordata; Mammalia; Artiodactyla; Suidae. Gene Ontology annotation, cellular component: external side of plasma membrane.
AUGGUGGAUUUUCCAGGAUACAGUCUGUCUGCUUUCGCUGCCUCCUUCCUCUUUAUGGUGUUCAGCAUGAAGCAGUCAGAUGACUUCAGAGUGAUUGGCUCUGUUUAUCCUGUCCUGGCCAUGGUUGGGGAAGAUGCCCUGCUAACCUGCCAGCUCCUCCCCAAGAGGACAGCAGCGCACAUGGUCGUGAGGUGGUACCGCUCAGGGAGCAGCACACCUGUGUUUGCAUCCCGGGAUGGAUCCGAGGUGACAGAGAUGCAGAUGGAGGAAUACAGAGGCCGGGUGGAGUGGAUUGAGGACCACCUUGCCGAGGGGAAGGUGGCUCUGAAGAUUCAUAACAUCCGACCAUCUGAUGGUGGGCAGUACUGGUGCCAAUUCCAAGAGGAAAACUAUUAUGGAGAAACAAGCUUGUUGCUCAAAGUAGCAGGUCUGGGGUCCGCCCCUUCCAUCCACCUGAUGGGAUCUGUGGAAAGUGAACUUCAGCUUGUGUGCACUGCCAAAGGCUGGUUCCCAGAACCUCAGGUUUCUUGGCAAGACAUCACAGGAGAAGAGUUGCUGACUGCCUCUGAGCAUCACUUCCAAGAGGAAGAUGGCUUGUUCUACGUGGAAAGCAUGCUUGUACUCUGGAAUACCUCUGCAGAGAUUGUGUCCUGCUUCAUCCGCAACCCAGAGCUCUCUGAGAAGAAGGGGUCAAACAUCUCCAUCCCAGAGAAACUCCAGACAGAGCUGGCUUCCUUAAAAGUGAUUGGACCUUCCCAGCCCAUCCUUGUCAGAGUGGGAGAAGACAUAGAGUUAACCUGUUACCUGUCCCCAGAGACUGAUGCACAGGGCAUGGAGGUGAGGUGGGUCCAAUCCCACCGUUAUCCUGCUGUUUAUGUCUACAUGGAUGGGGACCAUGUGGCUGGAGAGCAGAUGGCAGAGUAUAAGGGGAGGACUGCACUGGUGCGUGAUGCCAUCAAUGAAGGGAGGCUGACCCUGAAGAUAAGCAAUGCCAGGACUUCAGAUGAUGGGCAGUAUCAGUGCCUUUUUGAAAAAGAUGGUGUCUACCAGGAGGCCCAUUUGGAUCUGAAGAUUGUAGGUCUGGGUUCUUACCCUUCCGUCUCCUUGGAGGAACUGAAGGAUGGACAAAUAAAGCUGAAGUGCACUUCGGAAGGGUGGUUCCCACAGCCCCACGUGCAAUGGAGAGACAGGGAUGGAAGGCCAAGACCGUCUUUUUCCCAGGAGGUGACUCAAGGCAGCCAUGGGCUGUUCCAUGUGCAGGCGUUUCUAUUGGCCACAGACACCUCUGUUGUGAAUGUGACCUGCUCCAUCAGCAACCCCCUUCUAGGCCAGGAGGAGAAAAUGACAACUUUUUUUCUUUCAGGUUAG